AUGGCGCCGGUCGUGACAGCGGUCCAACCGCCUUCUGUCGCGUCCAAAGUCAAGCGUCCUGCGCCCCCAGGUAUCCAAACCAAUGGGGCUAGUUCAAUCCGUUCAUCACCCUCUCCUUCGAUGUCGACCAAGAAGCCCCCAAACUCCGCAACGAUGAACGGCGCGAACCCACAAUCGGCGCGACCUGCUAACCGCACGCGCCGCGAGCCGUCAAAUCAAGCCAGUCGCAUAUCCAGAAACAGCGUAGGGUUGCGGUCAGCAUCUCUCGCAGCCGACAUGGCCUCCGCCCAAGCCGUGGAGCCACCACCAUACAUUGUGACAGACGAAUACAUCCUCAAGAAGUACUCGGGGAACCCCCCGUCUCUCGUUGUCCACAUGCACCCGACCCAUUUUCGAUUCGACCAGCAGGAUGGCAUCUUCCCAUACAAGUCCCCGAUGCGACUUUUCCUGGAGCAUUUGCGCAUGCGGACGGUGCCUCACGAUCUCCUCGAGUACUUCUCACAAGCAGGCGUGCCUUUUUACGAGGGCUGCCUGAUCGUCCAGGUUCAUGAUCACAAGUCGGUGGCGCAGUCCAAGGAUGUCCAGCGCCCAACGUCGGCAUCGAACAAAGUGGUCCCUUCCUCCAUCCACAACCACAAUCCGUAUAUCGUGCCAUCGCCGUAUGUGCCUUAUCCAAAAGAGUCCCUAGGAACACACCCGGAUGCGGCAUCCGGCGUACAAGAGGACACAAAACCAAAGACAGCGGAGGAAAAGGACAAGGAGAGCAUGCCGGCUCCAAGCUUGCCAGGCGAAGGGCAGAAGAGCAGAACCCCCUCAAAGCCCAAGACCUUCACAGUGGUCCUCCACCCUACACCGGAAAGCUUGCAAGCGGAUCUCUUAAUCAAAGCUGCAACUCCUCAUGGCACAACUGACGCGCGUGGUACUGUUGACGGCACGGCACCUCCUUCGACACCGAUAUCGAUGGUCCCGCCUACUCCCACUGCGGGGAGCAUGGCCCCACCGGCCAAGAAACAGAAGCGCGAGCGCAUGGAACUUGACGGAAGCAACAUAUACGUAGCAGAGUCCCAGAUUCUUCUUGCGACCAACGCGCCUCUGUUCUUGGAGCCAACAAGGGAUGCGGAAGAGACGAUUGCUCUUCUGGAUAUACUGGCGCAUCCCAACCACUCGGACUCGCCUCCUCAGCCCAAGACCAGGAAGAGGACCGUGGCGGAGAUGGCGGCCGACGAAGCAGCUGCGGCAGACCAGGAAAGAUACAUGCUCAUCCUCGACGAGCGGCUUUCUUCCAGCACCAAUGGCGCACAAAGCGGAGCCAACGGAGCCGACAAGGAAGGCCCGGCCGUUGUGUCUACCUUCGAGCCAAGGUUCGAGCGCUUCAAAGUCAUUGCCGAUAUCAAGAGAGAGCACGACGAGAGGAAAGAGCAGGAAAAGGUCAAGGCGGCCGAGGCCGAGCGGAAGCUUGCACAGGAAAAGCAAAAGCAGAUGCAGGAGCAACAAGCCGUCAUCGCGGCCCAAAGACAAGCAGAGGCGGAGAAGAUGCGGCGCGAACACCAAAUGGCCCAGGAGCUCAAGGCCCGCCAAGAGCAGCAGCAGAGGGAACAGCAGAGACGAGCCAUGGCCGCACAAGCCGCUGCGGCCCAGGCUGCGCAGAACAACAACCAGAACGCGGCGGCAAACAUGGCGCAGCAGCAACAGACGAACGGCUCCAUGCCCAACGGCACAGCUGGUGGUGUUGCGAGCGCCGUGCCAGCCCAGGCCCAGGCGCGCUUCUCUCAAGCAGCUCAACCUACUGUGUCUUCGCCCGUUAUUCGCCAAGGGACACCUCACAGCAUGUCUUCCCCCAUGCCUGGCGCUGUACCCAUGCAGCAGUCCAACUCCCAGAUGGCAAACAGUCCUCCGCGCCCUCCAUCCGCAGUGCCCAGACACCCGGGCAACGUUGGUGGCGUCCCCAUGUCACACAGCAUGUCUGCUCGCGCAAGCCAGCAGAGCCAUCAGGCUGGCACUCCCCGUAUGCAUCAUGGAACGCCCAGUAUGCAGGGGACACCUGGCACCCGUCCGGCAGUGGCGGCUACACCACGUAUGAACCAGGCCAGCCCACCGCCCAACAUGAUGGCCUCGAACUCGCAAAUGGGCCAGCACAUGAUGAUGGGCACUCCGGGAUCCAUGCCACAGCCUGUACAUAACCCCAACCUGAUCGCGGCGCAGGUUGCUCAGCAACAGCGAGCCAUACAGCAGCAACAAAUGGCGGCAGCUAUGCAGAACGGCAUGGGUAACAUGAUGAACGGCAACAUGAACCCGCAACAGAUGACGCCGCAGCAGCAGCAGCAGUUCCUGCAGCAACAGAUGCAGCAUAGAAUGAUGAUGCAGCAGCAGCAGCAGCAACAGCAACAACAGCAGCGCGGGAAUAUGGGCAACAUGGGCAACAUGAUGAACCAGCAACUCGCGCAGCGAUACGCCCAGCAACUCAGCCAGAUGGGCGCCAACCAAAUGAAUGGCGGCCAGAUGACGCCGCAGAUGCAGGCGCAGAUUCAGGCCCAGCUCCAGGCGCAGAUGGGCAACCCGAUGCAGCGCCAGAUGGCCGGUGGUCAGAACAUGAUGAACGGUCAAAACAUGAACAUGCAGGCGAUGAUGCAGAUGCAUCAGCAACAGGCGAUGAACAACAAUAAUGCGCUUACGAACCAGGUCAAAAUCCAAGGACAAGCGAUCUACAACAAGCAGAUUGCCAAUCUCGCGGCAAAAUGGGGCGGUGCUGUAGAGAACAUCCCGCCGGAGCAGAUGGAGGCAUUCAAGCGGAACUGUAUGAUGGAGGCCAAGAACCAGAUCCAGAGCGUCCUUGCGCAGCGGAGGGCUCACCAGGUGAUGCAACAGCAGCAGCUCCAACAACAGCAACAACAGCAGCAGAUGCAAGGAAUGGGUGGUAUGAUGGGUCCUCACGGGAUGUAG
This is a messenger RNA of Colletotrichum graminicola M1.001, 2940 nucleotides long. RefSeq lists its product as uncharacterized. The transcript is spliced from 2 exons. The coding region runs from base 1 to 2940 and encodes 979 amino acids. NCBI's taxonomy places the organism in Eukaryota, Fungi, Ascomycota, Sordariomycetes, Glomerellales, Glomerellaceae. The record is from RefSeq and is a predicted model, not a curated record.